Messenger RNA from Penicilliopsis zonata CBS 506.65, 1608 nucleotides. RefSeq lists its product as hypothetical. The transcript has 2 exons. Gene Ontology annotation, molecular function: FAD binding; oleate hydratase activity. Lineage: Eukaryota; Fungi; Ascomycota; Eurotiomycetes; Eurotiales; Aspergillaceae. Gene Ontology annotation, biological process: fatty acid metabolic process. The coding region runs from base 1 to 1608 and encodes 535 amino acids. The record is from RefSeq and is a predicted model, not a curated record.
AUGUUCCGUCGUCGCUUCUCCUCCGUCUCGCAGGGGAGGAAUCCCCAGGGAGUGCAUGCCUGGCUGGUGGGGAGUGGGAUUGCAUCCUUGACCUCGGCAGUUCAUUUGAUGAAGGACGCGCAGGUGCCACCGUCUCAGAUCCAUAUCCUGGAGACUCACUCCUAUCCCGGUGGAGGAGUGGAUAGUACCGGAGAUCCUGGGAAGGGAUAUGUCAUUCACGCUGGCCGCCAGCCCAACUUCAACGAUCCCUGCAUGGAGGAGCUGCUCUCCUCUGUGCCUUCGAGUACCGGUACGGAAAGAACCCUCUUGGAUGAAAUCAAAGAAUUCAAUGAGCUGGAGGCUCCACAGGAGGAUGCUACAACCCAUGUCCUCGUUCAGGGGCAGUACGGGCCGGAAGAGCUGGAGAUGGGCAAGUCAAGCAUGACGCACAAAGAACGCAUGGAUCUCCUCAUGUUCAUGCUGGAAGGCGAGAAGGCAUUGAAUAGCAAGAGCGUCAAGGAUUGCUUUGGGGAAUCGUUCUUUCAGAGCAAAUUCUGGUGUAUCUGGGCAGCAACUUUCGCAUUUCAGCCCUGGCAUAGUGCAAUCGAGUUUCGCAGAUAUCUUCGCAAGUACCUUCAUGACACCCAAAGCCUAAACAACAUGAAGAUGCUGGGAUGGACCCGGUUCAGUCAAUACGAAUCCCUCAUCAUGCCGAUUGCUCACUUCCUCGAGGAGCAGGGGGUGGAUUUCCGAUUCCACUGCCGGGUUACGGAUCUCAAGAUGUCGACCCCUACAACGGUGACAGAACUCACCAUGAUGCAGAAUGGCACCGAGAAGAUUGUGACGAUCGACCCCAACGACGUCGUCAUCGUCACGCUCGGCUCAAUCAGUUCCGGAUCGACGCUGGGAUCGAACUCGAAAGCCCCUGCACCCAUGUCAAUGGGUUCGGAAGACUCGUUUGGGGUCGAGUGGUCCAUCUGGUCGCAGCUUGCCAUGCAGAGCCCAAAUUUCGGUAAUCCGACCAGGUUCUCCAGCCGGAUCCCCGAAUCUUCUCUUGAGACGUUCACGGUCACCCUGCGCGAUCCCGAGUUUCUCGACCGCUUGCUCAAGCUGACCAAAGAACGGCCCGGCACUGGCGGGCUCCUCAUCCUCAAGGAUAGUAACUGGGCUAUGAGUCUGAGUAUCCCCCACCAGCCGAUGUUCUCUGACCAGCCACCGGACGUUCAAGUCUUCUGGGGCUACUCCUUGUUUCCCGAACGGAUCGGCAACUUUGUCAGAAAGCCAAUGUUCUCAUGUACCGGCCAGGAGAUCAUGAGCGAGCUCCUCCAGCACCUCCGGUUCCCGACGGAUUCUAUUCUCAAGAAUUCCGUCACCGUCCCAUGCUUCAUGCCCCAUUUGACCGCACAGAUGCUCACUCGCCACCACGGUGAUCGUCCAGAGGUCGUCCCCCGGACCAACAAUGUGGCUGUUAUAGGCCAAUAUGUCGAGAUUCCAGAGGACACAACAUUCACCAUAGAAUAUAGCGUGCGCGGGGCACAGAUGGCGGUGCAACACAUGAUGGGCCUGGUGGCCGAGCCAAAGAAGAGGCAGAAGCACUAUCUUGCUGAGUUCCUGGAGGCUUUGGUUUGA